AGUGGAACCAUCGCGACGUACUGAUGACAGCUCGUAAUGCUGGUAUCUUUGCGGUAUCUUUUGCCUUACACCAUGGCCUUGUCUGGUCCGAAGGUUUUAUUUUAAAAGUCCGAAAAUUUCGAAGCGGUACCUGCGCCCGUACCUUCUUAUCGCCCAAGCCUUGGCAAGAGCAAGGGCCAAUGACCAUCCACUCCAACAACCAGUACCAGACGCAAACCAAAGCAGUGCAAACUUCCUCCGACUCAGCUCAUCGAUUUCAUCCCAGAAAGGCUUAGAUUUGACCAAUAACGAUCUCCCGACCAUGGCAUACACUUCGGACUGGGAUUCCUCAGACGCUUUCUCGAGCGUUGUUGAUGCGCUUGUUGAAUCUCUUCUGAAAGCUCUAAGCCUGAAGAUCAAUGCUCGACAAAAUGUGCUGCAAGUGACCGGCAGCGUGAAAGAGACUUUCAAAAUUCAGGUUCACUCUCCUGAAGUACUGAUUCUGACGAUUCAGAGGGCAGGUCGCCUGAAGUUGUCAUUGUUGCGUUCUAGUGACUUUCUCGCCCAUGCAGAAGGCACGGUAGGGCUUCAAAGGGCCAACGAAGAAGGCGUUGCUUAUCAGCGGACGUAUCGGUCGGACAAAGGAGGCUACGAAAGGGUUUUCAGUGUCAGUCAUGGCGAUGUCUUUUGCAUUUCAAUGGAAGCACAUCAUUUUUGCAGUGCUGCCAUUCGCCGAGGUUGCACUUGGGUGGAUUGUUCCCUGGAAUACGAUGGGUAGAUUGUCUUCUCUACCGUAAGGAAUAGCAUGACGUUCCUAAAUGCUGUCUUUCACCAAUAUCAUCGUCUCUUCGUCCUGUGCCCGCACUGACUGACAAAUGCAUAGAUUACAACAACACAAUAGCUAGUUUUACAC
Seminavis robusta is the source of this 892-nucleotide messenger RNA. Lineage: Eukaryota; Bacillariophyta; Bacillariophyceae; Naviculales; Naviculaceae. The record is from the annotation of a GenBank genome assembly.